CCAAUAUUUUAAAGUCCCACAGUGCUUGGACGUCCCUACUUAAGGCGAUCUCUGCCAUUGCCAAAGUCUGAGAAGGACAAAGAUCGGAGAAGAGCUAGCUGAGAGGCAAAAAGCAGGGAAAUAAUAAGAAUGGGGAAAAUAGCUUUGGGAACCAGCCGUGAGGCAGCUCAGCCUGAUUGCAUUAGAGCCCUCGUGGUGGAGUUCAUCACCACCUUCCUCUUCGUCUUUGCCGGUGUUGGAUCGGCCAUCACUGCCGAUAAGUUGGUGGGUAAUGCACUUCUGGGGUUGUUUGCUGUGGCCGUGGCACAUGCACUAGUUGUAGCAGUCAUGAUAUCUGCCGGUCACAUUUCCGGUGGUCAUCUCAACCCCGCCGUCACUCUCGGUCUCCUCUUCGGCGGUCGAAUCACCGUCUUCCGAUCUAUACUUUACUGGAUCGCUCAAUUGCUUGCAUCUUCAACUGCUUGUUUUCUUCUAUCCUACCUUACUGGAGGACUAAAUACUCCGAUUCAUUCACUGGCAGCUGGGGUGGGAUCUUUGCAAGGAGUGAUAUGGGAGAUUGUGCUCACCUUUUCCUUGCUCUUCACGGUUUUCGCUACCAUGGUGGACCCCAAGAAAGGAACUCUUGAUGGGCUGGGCCCAACUCUAACUGGGUUCGUAGUUGGAGCCAAUAUCUUGGCUGGUGGACCAUUUUCUGGGGCUUCCAUGAACCCAGCUAGGUCUUUUGGACCUGCUUUGGUGAGCUGGGACUGGACUGAUCACUGGGUUUACUGGGUUGGGCCACUCAUUGGUGGUGGGCUUGCUGGGUAUAUAUAUGACACUUUCUUCAUUGCUACACCAACUCAUCUUCCUCUUCCCACGGAUGAAGAUGGCUUUUAAACGUGUGUCAUGGAGUUCAAAUUAAUCUUCAGUCCCACACUCAGAUCUUUGUAUUCUAUUCUAUGUGUUAUUUUCUAGGCUUUCUUUUAUUCUUAGCAUACGUAUGCAUGCAUAAUUAUAACACUAUUAAGAAGUUACCUUUUACUAGUGCGCUUCCCAUAAAUUUAAAUUUAAUGCACAAAUUAAUUCAUUUCA
Ziziphus jujuba (common jujube) is the source of this 1071-nucleotide messenger RNA. RefSeq names its product aquaporin TIP4-1. The record is from RefSeq and is a predicted model, not a curated record. Gene Ontology annotation, molecular function: water channel activity. Gene Ontology annotation, biological process: water transport; transmembrane transport. Gene Ontology annotation, cellular component: membrane. Lineage: Eukaryota; Viridiplantae; Streptophyta; Magnoliopsida; Rosales; Rhamnaceae. The transcript is spliced from 3 exons. Bases 130 to 876 code for a protein of 248 amino acids.